Molecule: messenger RNA, 1602 nt
Organism: Exophiala aquamarina CBS 119918
Lineage: Eukaryota; Fungi; Ascomycota; Eurotiomycetes; Chaetothyriales; Herpotrichiellaceae
Product: dolichyl pyrophosphate Glc1Man9GlcNAc2 alpha-1,3-glucosyltransferase
Exons: 4
Coding region: 1-1602 (533 amino acids)
Biological process (GO): protein N-linked glycosylation
Cellular component (GO): endoplasmic reticulum membrane
Molecular function (GO): dolichyl pyrophosphate Glc1Man9GlcNAc2 alpha-1,3-glucosyltransferase activity
Source: RefSeq, a predicted model, not a curated record
AUGUCAGCUUCGGCCGUGUCGCAGACCUUGGGUCAGCUGAGGGACAGGGGCCCUAUUAUUCCAGAAAAACGGGUACCAAAGCAACGGCCAUCACCAGGAGAGCAGCAGUGGCCGUCGUUAUUCCAGGCAGCUGUUGUUUCAACUGCGUUCAAGAUCCUGCUCUUCCCGGCCUACAAGUCGACUGACUUCGAGGUCCAUCGCAACUGGUUAGCCAUCACAUAUUCUUUACCAGUCCACAAAUGGUAUUAUGAGGCAACUUCAGAAUGGACGUUGGACUACCCCCCGGCAUUUGCGGCGUUCGAAUGGCUUCUUUCUCAACCAGCAAGCCUCGUCGAUUCGGCUAUGCUCCAGAUCCAGAAUCUCAAUUAUGAUUCAUGGGCAACUAUCUGUUUCCAGAGGAGCACUGUGAUUAUCACCGAACUUCUUCUGGUUUAUGCUUUGCACAAGUAUACUGCAACCUCGUCUGCCUCGGCUCGCAAGCAAAGUCAUGCGGUGGCCUUGUCAAUUCUUCUGUCUCCAGGCUUGUUGAUCAUUGACCAUAUCCAUUUCCAGUACAAUGGAUUUCUCUAUGGUGUACUUAUUCUCUCAAUGGUUCUCGCUAGGAAAGAGUCAACCAUGCUGCUUAGCGGCAUUCUUUUUGCGGUCCUCCUCUGCCUGAAGCACAUCUAUCUCUAUCUGGCGCCUGCUUACUUUGUCUACCUCCUUCGGAUGUAUUGCCUGCAGCCCAAGAAUGUGUUCCGGCCUCAAUUCACCAACAUCCUCAAGCUUGGAUUGAGCAUCGUGGGCAUUUUCGCCGCCGCCUUUGGACCAUUCGCAGCUUGGGGUCAAUUGGAGCAACUCAAGGGCCGAUUAUUUCCAUUUGCAAGAGGACUGUGUCACGCUUACUGGGCACCCAAUGUCUGGGCUGCUUACUCGUUCCUGGAUAGGGUCCUGAUUGUUGCAGCUCCUUUUUUGAGCUUGAAGGUCGACUCCGGCGCAGUCAACAGCGUGACUCGAGGCUUAGUCGGUGACACAUCAUUCGCCGUACUGCCAAAUAUCACAGCUCAGCAUUGUUUUGGUCUGACACUGGCAUUUCAGAUGAUUGGACUUACCAAGCUCUGGCUCAAACCUAGCUGGGACAACUUUGUGGGAGCUGUCACUCUGUGUGGUUAUGCGUCUUUUUUGUUUGGUUGGCAUGUGCAUGAAAAGGCCAUUCUCCUAGUGGUGAUUCCCUUCAGCUUGCUGGCUAUCAAGGAUCGAUCAUAUUUGGCUAGCUUCCGACCUUUGGCUGUGGCUGGACAUGUUUCGCUGUUUCCACUUCUGUUUACCGUGGCGGAGUUUCCGAUCAAGGUGACUUAUACCAUCUCCUGGUUGAUCAUCUUUUUGUACACGUUCGAUCAGUUGGCACCAGCCCCGGCAAGACGAAGGGUCUUCUUGUUGGAUCGAUUCGCCCUGCUCUAUAUUGCAAUAGCGGUCCCGCUGAUGGUCUACAGCUCAGUGGUCCAUGGUAUGGUGUUUGGAGAGAAGUAUGAAUUCUUACCAUUAAUGUUUAUUAGCACAUACUCAGCGGUUGGAGUCCUGGGUUCAUGGUUGGGGUUCACGGUGUGCUACCUUGGAACAUAG